CAUUGUAAAAAAAACCCCACACAAACACAUAUUUAGCUAAAACAUUACUCAUAACGUUGCUUAAUCCCACUGAUUGUGUCGCACGCAUAGGAAGUGACGUAUCGGUAAGGUGUUACGUUUUACCGAGACUUCCGCUUUGUCGUGUGGUUGCUGCUGCCAAACUUAGGCAAAAUGACCACAGCUGCAAGGCCAACGUUCGAGCCGGCGAAAGGAGGGAGAGGAAAGGGAGAGGGGGAUUUGAGUGCCCUCUCCAAGCAGUAUUCCAGCAGAGAUCUUCCAGGUCACACGAAGAUCAAGUACAGACAACCUACCCAGGAUGCCCCUGAGGAGGUGCGUGCCCGUGACUUCCGCAGAGAGCUGGAGGAGAGGGAGCGUGUUGUUGCCCGUGAGAAGACCAGAGAGAGGGGACCAAGAGAACACACCACAUCUUCAUCAUCGUCAUCAUCAUCGUCAAAGAGACCCAGACUGGAUCAGAUCCCAGCAGCAAACCUUGAUGCUGACGACCCUCUGACCGAUGAUGAUGAAGACGAGGACUCUGAAGAGGAGAGCGAUGAUGACGACAGCGCAGCUCUCAUGGCAGAACUGGAGAAGAUCAAGAAGGAGCGAGCUGAAGAGCAAGAGCGCAGGGAACGGGAACAAAAAGCGGAAGAGGAGAGGAUUCGUAUGGAGAACAUCCUGAGUGGAAAUCCACUGAUUAAUUUGGCAGGACAGCAGCAGCAGCAGCAACAACAGCAGCAGCAGCAGACCGCCCAGAUCAACACUUUCAAAGUCAAGAGAAGAUGGGACGAUGACGUUGUUUUCAAGAACUGCGCCAAAGGAGUGGACGACUCACGGAAAGAGAAACGUUUUAUCAACGAUACUCUGCGCUCUGAAUUUCACAAGAAGUUUAUGGAGAAAUAUGUAAAAUAAAAGACUUAGUGUGUUUGAAUUUUAUUUUGGUUUUUAAUCAGUUUUGUUGUACGCUUUUUCAUUAAUAAAUGUCAACCAGACGAGUGUCUGUACGGUCAGUGAGUAGAUGUAUAUAAAGUGGAACACCUGCAUACUUUGAAUAAAUAUCAAAAUCCUCUGUGAUUUUAUUUUUUUUUAAGCAGCUGUCUUUCAGUUCAGUUUUCUAAAAUAAAUAAAACCUUGUGUUUAACAUGA
Molecule: messenger RNA, 1143 nt
Organism: Cynoglossus semilaevis (tongue sole)
Lineage: Eukaryota; Metazoa; Chordata; Actinopteri; Pleuronectiformes; Cynoglossidae
Gene: cwc15
Product: CWC15 spliceosome associated protein homolog
Exons: 7
Coding region: 172-909 (245 amino acids)
Biological process (GO): mRNA cis splicing, via spliceosome
Cellular component (GO): catalytic step 2 spliceosome
Molecular function (GO): RNA binding
Source: RefSeq, a predicted model, not a curated record